AUGUCUCAAAUUAUAGCAACUAAAAGAAAUUGUGUUUGUAAGGCAAUUUAUUUUCAUGCAAAAGCCUUCUUGCUAACAGUAAAUCUCGGCCAUUUCUUUGUUGUAACAGAAAAGGGUGUUUCAGCCUCCGCAUUACCCUACAGACGCACCCCUUCCACCUGGCUUAAGAUAUCCCCUCAAGACUUCAGGUGGAGGAAAAAAAACAUCUGCAAAUUUGCCAAGAAAGUCUUGACUCCCUCACAAAUAGGAUUGCUAAUUGGGGUAGCAUUGGCGCCAGAGAUUCCAGAAGAUCUUUACCAUUUGAUAAAGAAAGCGAUGGCGAUUCGGAAGCAUUUGGAGAGGAACAGGAAGGAUAAAGAUUCCAAGUUCAGGUUGAUUCUUGUGGAGAGCAGGAUUCAACGGCUCGCUCGUUAUUACAAGACUAAGAAGCUCCCUCCUGUUUGGAAAUACGAUUCAACCACGGCAAGCACCCUGGUUGCUUAGUGAAAGUGUUAGAACUCUGGCUGAGGGCGUGUCAUGUCCUAAUUGAACUGAGCUAAAAACUUUCCGGUGAAAAAACUGUCUAGUAACGUUGGAUCCUUAUACUAAAACAAUGAUUUUGCUUUUGCUAAAUUUUUUUGUGAUAUGCAGGGAGCAUUAUUAUCUUAUAUCUAUCUUUUCCAAGCUUUUGAUGCCUAAAUCUGUCUUUGUACGUCAUCAUGUGUUGAGAAUUGUUAUUUUGCCUGAAUUGUAUGCUGAUUUAGUCGCCAGCAGCGAGAACCAUACCAAGUUUCAAUUCAGGAAAUAUAGCGUUAGGUUCCAACCAUUUCAACCCCAAUUGACUUCUCUCUGUUUCUUCUAUCUUCAAUCAUCACCAAAUGAAAAUGUGAAUUAUGUGUGAUUCAUAGUCAUUAGAUUUUCUAAAAUUUGAUUCUUUUCCGUAAUUAACCAGUCUUACAGCAACCAACAUUUGAUUCCAUUAUUAAGAUCUUAACAAGAUCAACUAAAUUCAAGCCCUUGUUCCAUGUCCCGAGUUCUGACUAUCUGGGGAUGGCAAAACAAACCUAUACUGCACAGUAUCUAGUGAUUAUACAUUCUUAAAUAUCUAAGCAUAUACUGACAAUUUUCAAGCAUUAUUUCCAGAAAAAUAAAGGGGGUGCUAUUGUGUUUGCUGUCAGCCAGCUACACAAGGCAACUUGCCACUUCUGACUGCUACCAGCAUUGGGCGAAGCUCAACAUGACAUCCAAUGGUAGACCAGUGAGGUUGCAACUAGAAAGCAAAGGAACAUCCUUCAUCUACUUUUGCAUAUCAAAAGAACCCAAGACUUGUAGGUGCAGUACAAGACACUUCAUUAAAAUGAUGGAUCACACAACAUCACAGCCCCACAGCCUUAUUUAAAGCUAUCAAUUAUAAGCUGGCAUCCUUUUAAGCAUGAAGAUAAAGGAAAGAGAUCCAAAAGCCAAGAUACCACUUCCUGGCAACAUGAUUGCUCAAACAAGGUUGUGAAUAAUCCAUCUACCCUAUUCUGAAUAAAUUUUUAGGUGAAGGUGGUGGUCUUUGGUCCUCCACUCAACUAAACCCUUCUCCAAGUAUCAAAAGGUCAGUCAGAUUGUUCCAUCAUUAGUUCCCAGUAAACCUCAUAGCAAACCCACCAUGGACUGCAGCAUGUACAAACUAAAGUUCCAGCAAUUCAUUACAAAGUAUAUUAUUCCCUACAUAAAUCCUACUUCUACAAACUUUGUUGGCUUUAGUAUCAGUUUAGUUCUGACAGAUGUAAGAUAAAACACGAGCAAUUGAUGGAAGCCUACAAUCAAUCUUACAGUUAUCUUUCAGCCAUGAGUCGUACCAUGAUCAAGACAACAAGGUGAAGCCAAGAUGAUUGAAAGUGAUAAUCCAUACAUUAGCAUGCACCUACCACAAAUAUCUUUAAAAGUUUCUUGGAACUCAAUAAUACUAUGACAACAUCUCUAAUGCUCCAAGAUAAAAAGUUACAAAAUUGCCGAUGUGAAAGAUGUGGUUCGGAGGAAGGACUUUCGUACACCUUCAAAUUAUAAUUACAAUGCAAUCUCCUUGGUCUAUUAGUCCAUGAAUGUUAGCAAAAGAGGCCCAUAGAAUUCGAGGAUUCAAUGCAAAUCUCAAUCCUCCUUUUCCCUAAGGAGAGACAACUAAAGAUAGUAGAAUGCUAUCUGAGAACUUUGGCAGCCACCUCAAAACACAGCCCUAGUUUCAGUUUCAUUUCAUCUUUAGCCAUCACAAUUACUAUCCUUAAAUCAGCAAUUCCCUCUCAUUGACAAACUAUUAUCGGGAUCUUUAAUCAUUGGAUAACAGAGUCUCUCAGAAGGCACUUUGCAUGCCAUCAUGAUAACAUAUACACCUCUCCUCUCAUUUCAGCAACUCCAUAAGAUUAAUACAUAGCAAAUUGUACAAACAUAACAAUUGGGUCCUAACUUGCACCUAUCUCAACCAAAUGAAAAUAAGAUUGUAGCAAAUAUUCCUCAUAUAGGAAUUAAUCCUAAAACUUUAGAGACAUUCAAAAAUCACAACUUUGCAUAAAGAAUUGAAAGGACACAAAAAAAUUGUUGGAAUAAAUUCCUCAAAAACAUGGGGAAAAACACAAAUUUCUAAUACAAAAUCAAACCAAACACAAGAAUAUUAAUAUAAAUUACAUAGCUACACACCAAUCAAAUUCUCAGAGAAAGAGAGCAUUACUUCCAACAAUUCCAUAGAAACAAACGAAAACAAACAAAUAAGAAACACAUUAUCCUCCACCACCUCAAAUCCAAAUAACUCGCCCACAAGAAAAAUACAUUUCUUGAAAAA
Messenger RNA from Durio zibethinus, 2800 nucleotides. NCBI's taxonomy places the organism in Eukaryota, Viridiplantae, Streptophyta, Magnoliopsida, Malvales, Malvaceae. The record is from RefSeq and is a predicted model, not a curated record.